AUGUCCGGGGUCAGCGGCACAUAUCGAGGCACGCCCAACCGGCGUGGUCAACUCCCAUUUGCAGACUCUCCUUCCGCAAUCCCUCGUCCCAAGAUGGAGUCUUCCACCAAUACAGCCCCCAGCGAGAUGUCUGGCACCUCCACCGUGUCUGCAAGUCGACAGAAGCAGAGUAAGAGAGACGAGGCAAUUCGACGCAAGAUGGAAGCCGACCUCAGCAAGAAGAAGCACGUCCCCUCCCGCGCCCGACACACCCGCAAGGCACCGCCGGGGACAGUCCUGGCCCUCAAACCCAGUCAGGCUUUACAGAUCAAGCCCUCCACCACCGUCGCCGAGGCGGCUCAGCUGAUGGCUGCCAAGAGAGAAGACUGCGUUUUGGUUACCGACGACGACGAGAGGAUCGCGGGUAUUUUCACCGCAAAGGACUUGGCUUUCCGCGUUGUCGGCGCCGGCAUUAAAGCUAACCAAGUCACCAUUGAACAGAUCAUGACCAAGAACCCGUUGUGCGCGAGAACUGACACGAGCGCCACCGAUGCCCUGGAUCUCAUGGUCCGAAAAGGAUUCAGACAUCUGCCUGUCAUGGAUGAAAACCAAGACAUAUCCGGGAUUCUUGACAUCACGAAAUGCUUUUACGAGGCUAUGGAAAAGCUGGAACGUGCAUAUAGUUCUUCGCGCAAGUUGUACGAUGCCCUGGAAGGCGUACAGUCUGAACUUGGCUCCAGCCAACCCCAACAGAUUAUCCAGUAUGUCGAGGCUUUGAGACAGAAGAUGUCGGGACCUACAUUGGAAUCGGUGCUGAAUGGGCUCCCUCCUACGACCGUCUCGGUCAGGACGUCGGUCAAAGAGGCGGCUCAGCUCAUGAAGGAGAAUCACACAACCGCAGUGCUGGUGCAAGAUCAAGGGUCUAUCACCGGUAUUUUUACGAGCAAGGAUGUGGUAUUACGUGUCAUCGCCCCUGGUCUUGACCCGUCAACUUGUAGUGUCGUGAGAGUCAUGACGCCUCAUCCGGACUUUGCGCCCACAGACAUGAGCAUUCAGGCUGCUCUGCGCAAGAUGCAUGCUCUAGAUGGACACUACCUCAAUCUCCCCGUUAUGAACGGCGAGGGUGAGAUCGUCGGCAUGGUGGACGUUCUCAAAUUAACGUAUGCCACCCUCGAACAGAUCAACACUAUGAAUUCCGGAGAAGCGGAGGGCCCGGCAUGGAACAAGUUCUGGCUGUCAAUGGACAACGACACCGAAUCCAUCAUGUCUGGUGAAGGCAGCCAUCGCCCAACGACUCCUGGCCAUCGUUCAAUGAUGGAGUCAGAGUCUGGCCGUCCUGGAUUUGAAAGGGGGGACAGCGUGAUGCCACACGACUCCGCUUCGCACCGAGGAGACGAUGUUCACUCGGAGGUCCUUCCGUCUGUCGAAUCGCCGGAGACACCAUUCCCGUUCAAGUUCAAAGCCCCCAGCGGACGAGUCCAUCGGAUACAAGUCCACGCUAGCAGCGGUCUAGCCGAACUGGUCGACCAAGUCACCGCCAAACUAGGGGGUGAAGUGGAAUCCGUAGGCGGAGAAGCCACUGUUGAGGAAGGCAAAUUGGGUAAAGCAGGUUAUGCAUUGAGUUACCUGGACAAUGAGGGCGAUACAGUCUCUAUCACCACGGAUCAAGAUCUUCUCGACGCAAUACUGCUAGCGAGACAAGGGAAGAGAGAUAAAGUCGACUUGUUCGUGCAUGACCCGGCUCAACCGCCAAUUGCCACGACGGUGGAUCCGCGACCUCAGCUUUCGAAACCGCCCACUCCUCCAGAGUCCAUACUCAAGGAGGCAGCAAUAGUAGAAGCCGCAGACGAGGGCGAUGAAGAAGAGGGAGAAGAAGAAGAAGCUGCGCCCGUAGCAAAGACGAUACGAUCGAAACGAGCACCACCCAUGACGCAGCAACGGCAGGAAGAACAACCCCAGAUUAUUGCUGGUGUGCCGAAUGACCUGCUUCUUCCUGGCGCCAUUGUCACGCUUGCAGUUGUUAUUGUUGGCGUUUUUGCAAUUAGUCGAGCGACGGCGAAGUAA
Cladophialophora psammophila CBS 110553 is the source of this 2043-nucleotide messenger RNA. RefSeq lists its product as uncharacterized. The transcript has 3 exons. The record is from RefSeq and is a predicted model, not a curated record. Gene Ontology annotation, molecular function: protein binding. Bases 1 to 2043 code for a protein of 680 amino acids. NCBI's taxonomy places the organism in Eukaryota, Fungi, Ascomycota, Eurotiomycetes, Chaetothyriales, Herpotrichiellaceae.